GAACGGAGCUGCAAACGAAACCCGAGCUCCUCCUCCUCCACGGCUCCACUUCCACCCACCGCGCCACGCGCCACCGCCGCCGCCGCCGCAGCGUCCGGGCGACUCGGGAUGAACAGGAUGACGGCGCCGCACGGGGGGAUGCCGCCGCCGGCGGCGCCGGGGCAGGGGCUGGCGAGGUACGGGUCGGCGCCGGGGUCGCUGCUUGCGUCGAUCGCCGACUCGGUGAUACGGGGCGGCGGGGUCGGGGUCAGGGUCGAACAGCUGCGUCAUCAUCCGGCGAUGGUGCCGCCGGCGCAGGCGGCCGUGGGGAGGUACUUCUCGGCGGAGUCGUCGGGGCUGACCUCCUGCGAGUCCAGCUGCAGGACGACGACCACCACCACCACUACCACCGCGGACGUGGGGCGUCCGCCGCUCGAGAGGGCGUACGGCGGCUCCGGCGAGAUCCACCUCGCGGCGCACGACGCCGCCCCGAUCGGCGGCGUCGGGGUCCCGCUCUUCCGCCACAGCAGCUCCCCCGCCGGCCUCCUCUCCCGCCUCAUGGCUGACCCCCACGGCAUGGCUGCGACGAGAGGGAUCGGGAGCUACUCCGGCAGCGACGCGAUGGCGCACAGGAGGCUGAGCUCGCAGUGGAGCUUCUCGAGGCAGGACCUGCCGCAGAUAUCGGAGAUGGGCGGCAUCAUACCCGACAUCGGGGAGAGCAUCGUCACCGGCGGCGGCUGCAACAGCUCCAGCGACGGUGGCGCCGGCCACGGCGCGCAGUCGUCGUCCUUCCUCUCCAGGAACUUCUCCAUGAGCUCCUGGGACGACACCAACUCCAUCAUGUUCUCUCCCCCUAGCAGCAGCAAGAAGGCCAGAGUAGGCGGCGACCAUGGCGAUGACAUGGUCUCCAGCUUCAGCAACAUCGACUCCCAGUUUGGCUUGUCGAAGUCGUCUCUGGAGAUGUCCAGCAUGGAUGACUUCAUGCAGCUUCAGCCGGACUCCGUCGCCUGCAGAGCACGCGCCAAGCGCGGGUGCGCGACGCACCCGCGGAGCAUUGCUGAGAGGGAGAGGAGAACGAGGAUCAGCAAGAGGCUGAAGAAGCUGCAGGAUCUCGUGCCAAACAUGGACAAGCAAACAAAUACAUCAGACAUGUUGGAUAUUGCUGUAAACUACAUUAAAGAGCUCCAAGGCCAAGUUGAGAAGCUCAAACAUGAUCAAGCAAACUGCACUUGCUUGGGCAAGCAGAAUUGCUAACACUGGUGAACCAGGUCUCCAAGCUAAUGUUGUACUUGUACCGAUGUGAUUGGUGAACCCAAAGUUUUGCUUCAGAAGAUUAGGGUGUAAAAGCACUUCACAUGUCAAGUGGCCUCCAUGCCUCACCCUCCCCUUUAUUGGUCGUGUUAUGGACAACGUCAAUGACUUGAAGAGUAGGCGGUGACAAAGUAGAUUAAUUGUUGUAUUUGAAUUAUUGUAAGGCAGUGGCUACUGGCUUGUAUGUAAAAUCAUCCAUUUCAACGCCAAUGGGAUUGCUUCUUAUCAUCAUUGCUCUUAAUAAAAGUAUCCUCCUCUUUGGCA
Oryza brachyantha (malo sina) is the source of this 1554-nucleotide messenger RNA. Its product is annotated as transcription factor bHLH128-like. Lineage: Eukaryota; Viridiplantae; Streptophyta; Magnoliopsida; Poales; Poaceae. The transcript is spliced from 6 exons. Gene Ontology annotation, biological process: regulation of transcription by RNA polymerase II. Gene Ontology annotation, cellular component: nucleus. The record is from RefSeq and is a predicted model, not a curated record. Gene Ontology annotation, molecular function: RNA polymerase II cis-regulatory region sequence-specific DNA binding; DNA-binding transcription factor activity, RNA polymerase II-specific; protein dimerization activity. Bases 109 to 1233 code for a protein of 374 amino acids.